GGCCCAGCGCCGGGGGAGGCGACGCCCGCACAGCGCGACACGGCGGUGCGGCAGCCGGGCAGGGGACACGGGCACAGCACGGCAGGGGGGACCCCGCGUGACGCCGUGGGGGACACCGCAUGACGCCGCGGUCCCGCGGCCCGGCGAGGUGACGCGCGCUCGGCGCACGCCCCGGCACUCGGCGGCGGCACUCGGCGGUGGAGGAGGCACAGCGGCAUGCUGAGGAGGCGGUUUCGUCCCCCUGCGGCAGCCGGCUUCGGUACGAGGUGGAGCGCGGAGGAGAGCGUCGCUGCUACGCCCGCCAACAUGCCAAAUAUUAAAAUCUUCAGUGGGAGCUCGCACCCGGACCUGUCGCAGAAGAUCGCCGAUCGCCUCGGCCUGGAGCUGGGAAAGGUGGUCACGAAAAAAUUCAGCAACCAGGAGACGUGUGUGGAAAUAGGUGAGAGUGUACGCGGAGAGGAUGUCUACAUCGUGCAGAGUGGCUGUGGGGAGAUCAAUGACAAUCUGAUGGAGCUGCUCAUCAUGAUAAACGCCUGUAAGAUUGCCUCAGCCAGCAGAGUCACUGCUGUCAUACCCUGCUUCCCUUAUGCUCGGCAGGACAAAAAGGACAAGAGUCGAGCUCCAAUCUCUGCCAAACUGGUUGCAAACAUGCUGUCUGUGGCAGGUGCAGAUCAUAUAAUCACCAUGGACCUGCAUGCAUCUCAGAUUCAGGGUUUUUUUGAUAUCCCUGUUGAUAACCUGUAUGCUGAGCCUGCAGUUCUUAAAUGGAUCAAGGAGAACAUUGUGGAGUGGAAAAACUGCACCAUAGUUUCACCAGAUGCUGGUGGAGCCAAGAGAGUGACCUCCAUUGCCGAUCGAUUGAAUGUAGACUUCGCCCUCAUUCACAAGGAGCGCAAGAAAGCCAACGAGGUGGAUCGCAUGGUGCUGGUGGGUGAUGUGAAAGACAGAGUGGCCAUUCUGGUGGAUGAUAUGGCAGACACGUGCGGUACCAUCUGUCACGCUGCGGACAAGCUUGUGUCAGCUGGAGCCACCAAAGUUUAUGCCAUCUUAACUCACGGGAUCUUUUCUGGGCCAGCAAUCUCUCGGAUCAACAACGCCUGUUUUGAGGCAGUUGUUGUCACAAACACAAUACCGCAGGAGGACAAGAUGAAGCAGUGCCCUAAAAUCCAGGUGAUUGACAUCUCCAUGAUCCUUGCAGAGGCCAUCAGGAGGACUCAUAAUGGGGAAUCUGUCUCCUACUUAUUCAGCCAUGUCCCUUUAUAACAGCAAAUGCCAGCUGCUGCUUGUAUGGCUUUUUUUUUCUUAAAACCAAAAGUUGUUCAGUUUGUUGUAAAGUUCAGUAGAAGACUCUGCUUGUUCCAGUGCAGUUCUCCACAGCUCCUCCUGCUUGAGUCAGGCUUGCUGGCUCUGGUCCCAACACUGGGAGGCUGGCGGGGGGAAGCUCAUCUCUGUAACACUCCAGCUCCACCAGCAACCCUGUGCAUUGGGGCUCACCAGUAGCAGGGACUCAGUUUUGCCCAUCUGUGAAGAGCGGGACUGAUACGGCCACUAUUUCUGAGGGGGUGGAGGGGAGAGAGUUUGUCUGUGGGCAGGGUUAGAAGAUCUAACUUAGGGUGCAUGUGUACCCUGAAUUGUUUGGGAAGUAGAGCUCCCUAGGCCAUGUUGAUCUGGAUCUACAGCAGGAGCCUGAGAGCCUGCUGGCUGUCCUACCACUCCAAGCCUGACAAGCCUGUGAAGAGCAGUGGGGAAGCCUUGACUCUAGUGAAGCCCUGGCAGGCACCUGGGAGGUAGUUCUGCUACAGCUUCCUCCCAUGAAAAUAGAUUACUGUAGCUUUCAAACUUGAACUCUGCUUAAUUAUUGACGAAAUCAAAUGCCCAUUAGUGUGUUAGACAGCAAAGCAAAGGUGAGAGCAUAGUCUGUGCAGUACUGCCUUGCUGUGGGAACUUAGUGGUGAAGGUGCAUCCUGGACAAGCGUUGUUUUCCCUCUUACAUAGAGGACCCACAGUGGUUGUGUGCUUUAGUUUUUAGUGUAGGCUAAAACCAGUUUCUCAAUUUCACAGCUUACUGUUACCCUUGCUAGCAAUUAGAGGACUACUGUCAUGUACUAUAGCUGCACCUUGACUUGCUGUGCAAAUCCUUGAUCCUUUUUUUACCAAUACACUAGUAAACUGAGCCUCUUUUAUCCUGUAGUAGCUUGGUUGUUGCAUCUAGCACAUGCCUGCUCAGAUGCUGGGGUGACCUAAUACACAACUGCUUUGUGUCCAGCUGUCUUAGCCUCUCCUUGCCUGCAAUCCUGUUGGCCUGUAAGUUACUGACACAUUCUGGUUGCUUGUCCUGCCUGCCUUGCUUUGAAAGUGUGGCUCCUUGCAAAAGAACUUAAACCAGGGAGCACAGGAGGCUGCGGGACUACAAAACCUGUCUGCUGCUGCUAAUGAGUGCUUAUGGCAAUGGGUUGAAGAGGCUGGUGAUACGUAGUACUGGGAAAACUAUAGAUCUAACACCAACCUGACAGGCAGCAAAGUGCCUGAAAGAAAAAUACCAAAACUAGAGCUGGCUGAGGCUCCUGGAUCUAAUAAGUAUCAUCUGAAACUUGAAUACUUGGUAUCUGUACCAGACAAUCGUAAACUGUUAAGUCUCUCCUGGACUAUUACUGCGUGUUAGACCAAGCUGUUUUAUGCUCUGGUGUUUAUAAGCACUCCUCUUUUGGUUUUAAGCUGGAGAAAGGGGAAAAGGGAAAAGGAGGAACUUGAAAUGACUUGCUAGAGUAACUAGCAUGCCUUUGAGAUGCUGGGGUGGAAGUGGAACUAACUGAAAAACUUGGUUAAGAUCUAGGGAAGUACUUUUUCAGUUGUGCCUUUUACUGAAGACUUCUCUCCCUUCCUACAACUCCUGUCCUGUGGCAACAUUAACAGUUCUAUUACAGUUUAGGGUUUGUUUUUUUUGUAUAAGAAUUGGUGUUCGUCUGGAAAGUGUGCGUUUCUUGCUGCUUUGCUUCGCAUCCUGCACUGAGCUCUACCCGGAGUCCAAUUCCUGCCUCCUGCACCGGAGCCCCCAGUGCCCCACGAGCCCAGAGCUGGGACAUGGGAGCAUGGGAGGAUUUUCAGCAGCAUUUGUGUUUAAACUUAAGACCUGAUGAAGGAAUUAAACUUUUAUUUAAAAA
Molecule: messenger RNA, 3161 nt
Organism: Columba livia (rock pigeon)
Lineage: Eukaryota; Metazoa; Chordata; Aves; Columbiformes; Columbidae
Gene: PRPS1
Product: phosphoribosyl pyrophosphate synthetase 1
Exons: 8
Coding region: 217-1263 (348 amino acids)
Biological process (GO): ribonucleoside monophosphate biosynthetic process; purine nucleotide biosynthetic process; 5-phosphoribose 1-diphosphate biosynthetic process
Cellular component (GO): ribose phosphate diphosphokinase complex; cytoplasm
Molecular function (GO): ATP binding; magnesium ion binding; ribose phosphate diphosphokinase activity
Source: RefSeq, a predicted model, not a curated record